UCUCGUGCUGCCCGUGUCUGGACAGCGAUCUCUUCUGCUGUUUGGAUACAGCUCUCUUCUCCCCUCCUCCUUUGUUAGUCCCCUGGUCUGCCGUCUCCGUUGGGGGCAUGUAUGCGAGUUCUCUUUCUGAUUGCCAGAAAUUUCUUUUCCACGGUGUGAGCAGGAGACAGAUUUUUUUUUAAUUGUCUCUCUUCUAUUUUAUUUAUUUUGUUCUCCGUUUCUGUCCCUCACCUCCGCCUGCCUUCCUUCCCCGUCCCUUCUGUGGAUUCUUCCUUCCCCCUGCAAUUUCACCAUCUCUCCGCCCCCGUCUUCGCCCUCCCUCCUCCACCCCGUUGCUCUUUUAAAAUAAUUCAAUGAUGUCUCGGAAAUACUAGCACACCCUCUUCAUUCAGCUGAGCGCGGGACUCUGCAUUAAUUCAAGGUACAAGUAAAGGAUGGAAGGCAACCCAGGGCAGGCAGCCCCUACCACCUUUACACUGGAGGCACCCAAGCCCUGGAACCUGGAACCCACUCAACCAUGAGCAAUGUUCUGUGAUGCUGCCGGAGAUGCGUGGACUGAGCUCAGACCGCAGGCUGCCCGAGCCCGCCCUCUGCCCGGCUGCAGGGAGCCCUGAGCCCGUGGCCGCGGGCCGCCGCCGACGCCACGUGCUGGCCCUGCCAGAGGAGGAGGCAUGGCGGCCCCAGCAAUGCACCCUGCUCGAGGCCGAGGCCUCAGAAGAGGUGGGCAUGCUGCCAGCCUCCCCGCGUGCCGCCUCCGGCUUCGGCUUCGACAACUUCUUCCCGGUGCAGGAGGGCGAGGGCCCGGGCUGGGAGGGCGCUGUGGCGCUGGAGGCGGGCUCCAGCCCCUUCCUCCCGGUGAGCCCCGAGGUCAUGAAGCGGCGGCGCGGGGGCCUCAUCGAGCAGCGGGACAUCAUCAAGGCCCACGAGGCACACAAGAUGCAGAGCACUCCGCAGGCCCGGCGGAAGGAAUGGGAGAUGGCUCGCUUCGGGGAGGCGGUGGUCGCCAGGCCGGGGUCGGGCGAUGGAGACUCGGACCAGAGCAGGAACCGGCAAGGAACCCCCGUGCCGGCCUCGGGGCAGGCGGCCGCCUACAAGCAGACGAAAGCGCAGAGGGCGCGGACUAUGGCUUUGUACAACCCCAUUCCCGUCCGGCAGAACUGUUUCACCGUCAACAGAUCCCUGUUCAUCUUCGGAGAAGAUAACAUUGUCAGGAAAUAUGCCAAGAAGCUCAUCGAUUGGCCGCCGUUUGAGUACAUGAUUCUGGCCACCAUCAUCGCCAACUGCAUAGUCCUCGCUCUGGAGCAGCAUCUUCCUGAGGAUGACAAGACCCCCAUGUCCCGAAGACUGGAGAAGACAGAACCUUAUUUCAUUGGGAUAUUUUGCUUUGAAGCUGGGAUCAAAAUUGUAGCCUUGGGGUUCAUCUUCCAUAAGGGCUCGUACCUGCGCAAUGGCUGGAAUGUCAUGGACUUCAUUGUGGUCCUCAGUGGCAUCCUGGCCACUGCGGGAACCCACUUCAACACUCAUGUGGACCUGAGGACCCUCCGGGCUGUGCGUGUCCUGCGGCCCUUGAAGCUCGUGUCAGGGAUACCUAGCCUGCAGAUUGUGUUGAAGUCCAUCAUGAAGGCCAUGGUCCCUCUUCUGCAGAUUGGCCUUCUGCUCUUCUUUGCCAUCCUGAUGUUCGCUAUCAUCGGCCUGGAGUUCUACAGCGGGAAGUUACACCGAGCAUGCUUCAUGAACAAUUCAGGUAUUCUAGAAGGAUUUGACCCCCCUCACCCAUGUGGCGUGCAGGGCUGCCCUGCUGGUUAUGAAUGCAAGGACUGGAUUGGCCCCAAUGAUGGGAUCACCCAGUUUGAUAACAUCCUCUUUGCUGUGCUGACUGUCUUCCAGUGCAUCACCAUGGAAGGGUGGACCACCGUGCUGUACAAUACCAAUGAUGCCUUAGGAGCCACCUGGAAUUGGCUGUACUUCAUCCCCCUCAUCAUCAUCGGAUCCUUCUUUGUUCUCAACCUAGUCCUGGGAGUGCUUUCCGGGGAAUUUGCCAAAGAGAGAGAGAGAGUGGAAAACCGAAGGGCUUUCAUGAAGCUGCGGCGCCAGCAGCAGAUUGAACGGGAGCUGAAUGGCUACCGGGCCUGGAUAGACAAAGCAGAGGAAGUCAUGCUCGCUGAAGAAAAUAAAAAUGCUGGAACAUCCGCCUUAGAAGUGCUUCGAAGGGCAACCAUCAAAAGGAGCCGGACAGAGGCCAUGACCCGAGACUCCAGUGAUGAGCACUGUGUUGAUAUCUCCUCUGUGGGCACACCUUUGGCUCGAGCCAGUAUCAAAAGUACAAAGGUAGAUGGGGUCUCUUAUUUCCGGCACAAGGAAAGGCUUCUGCGCAUCUCCAUUCGCCACAUGGUUAAAUCCCAGGUGUUUUACUGGAUUGUGCUGAGCCUUGUGGCACUCAACACUGCCUGUGUGGCCAUCGUCCAUCACAACCAGCCCCAGUGGCUCACCCACCUCCUCUACUAUGCAGAAUUUCUGUUUCUGGGACUCUUCCUCUUGGAGAUGUCCCUGAAGAUGUAUGGCAUGGGGCCUCGCCUUUAUUUUCACUCUUCAUUCAACUGCUUUGAUUUUGGGGUCACAGUGGGCAGUAUCUUUGAAGUGGUCUGGGCAAUCUUCAGACCUGGUACAUCUUUUGGAAUCAGUGUCUUGCGAGCCCUCCGGCUUCUAAGAAUAUUUAAAAUAACCAAGUAUUGGGCUUCCCUACGGAAUUUGGUGGUCUCCUUGAUGAGCUCCAUGAAGUCUAUCAUCAGUUUACUUUUCCUCCUCUUCCUCUUCAUCGUUGUCUUUGCUCUCCUGGGAAUGCAGUUAUUUGGAGGCAGGUUUAACUUUAAUGAUGGGACUCCUUCAGCAAACUUUGACACCUUCCCUGCAGCCAUCAUGACCGUGUUCCAGAUCCUGACAGGUGAGGACUGGAACGAGGUGAUGUACAAUGGGAUCCGCUCCCAGGGCGGGGUCAGCUCAGGCAUGUGGUCUGCCAUCUACUUCAUUGUGCUCACCUUGUUUGGCAACUACACGCUACUGAAUGUGUUCUUGGCUAUCGCUGUGGAUAAUCUGGCCAACGCCCAGGAGCUGACCAAGGAUGAACAGGAGGAAGAAGAGGCCUUCAACCAGAAACAUGCACUGCAGAAGGCCAAGGAGGUCAGCCCGAUGUCUGCACCCAACAUGCCUUCGAUCGAAAGAGACAGAAGGAGAAGACACCACAUGUCGAUGUGGGAGCCACGCAGCAGCCACCUGAGGGAGCGGAGGCGCCGGCACCACAUGUCGGUGUGGGAGCAGCGCACCAGCCAGCUGAGGAAGCAUAUGCAGAUGUCCAGCCAGGAGGCCCUCAACAGGGAAGAGGCGCCGCCCAUGAACCCGCUCAACCCCCUCAAUCCACUCAGCCCCCUCAACCCACUCAACGCCCACCCCAGCCUUUAUCGGAGACCCAGGGCCAUCGAGGGCCUGGCCCUGGGCCUGGCCCUGGAGAAGUUCGAUGAGGAGCGCAUCAGCCGUGGCGGGUCCCUCAAGGGGGAGGGAGGGGACCGAUCCAGUACCCUGGACAACCAGAGGACCCCCUUGUCCCUGGGCCAGCGGGAGCUGCCAUGGCUGCCCAGGUCCUGUCAUGGGAACUGUGACCCGACUCAGCAGGAGGCUGGGGGAGGAGAGGCUGUGGUGACCUUUGAGGACCGGGCCAGGCACAGGCAGAGCCAGCGGCGCAGCCGGCAUCGCCGCGUCAGGACGGAAGGCAAGGAGUCCUCCUCAGCCUCCCGGAGCAGGUCUGCCAGCCAGGAACGCAGUCUGGAUGAAGCCGUGCCCGCUGAAGGGGAGAAGGAGCACGAGCUGAGGGGCAACCACAGUGCCAAGGAACCGACGAUCCAAGAAGAGAGAGCUCAGGAUUUAAGGAGGACCAACAGUCUGAUGUUGUCCAGGGGCUCUGGGCUGGCAGGAGCCCUUGAUGAGGCAAACACCCCCCUAGUCCUGCCCCAUCCUGAGCUGGAAGUGGGGAAGGACGCGGUGCUGACAGAGCAGGAGCCCGAAGGCAGCAGUGAACAGGCCCUGCUUGGGGACGUACAGCUAGACAUGGGCCGGGUUAUCAGCCACAGCGAGCCCGACCUCUCCUGCAUCACGGCCAACACGGACAAGGCCAUCACCGAGAGCACCAGUGUCACCGUCGCCAUCCCUGAUGUGGGCCCCUUGGUGGACUCAACCGUGGUGCACAUUAGCAACAAGACGGAUGGGGAAGCCAGCCCCUUGAAGGAGGCAGAGAUCAGAGAUGAUGAGGAGGAGGUGGAGAACAAGAAGCAGAAGAAGGAGAAACGUGAGACGGGCAAAGCCAUGGUGCCCCACAGCUCCAUGUUCAUCUUCAGCACCACCAACCCGAUCCGGAGGGCCUGCCACUACAUAGUGAACCUGCGCUACUUUGAGAUGUGCAUCCUCCUGGUGAUCGCGGCCAGCAGCAUCGCCCUGGCGGCAGAGGACCCUGUCCUGACCAACUCGGAGCGCAACAAAGUCCUGCGGUAUUUUGACUAUGUGUUCACGGGCGUGUUCACCUUUGAGAUGGUUAUAAAGAUGAUAGACCAAGGCUUGAUCCUGCAAGACGGGUCCUACUUCCGAGACCUGUGGAACAUACUGGACUUUGUGGUGGUAGUUGGCGCAUUGGUGGCCUUUGCUCUGGCGAACGCUUUGGGAACCAACAAAGGACGGGACAUCAAGACCAUCAAGUCUCUGCGGGUGCUCCGAGUUCUAAGGCCACUGAAAACCAUCAAGCGUUUGCCCAAGCUCAAGGCCGUCUUCGACUGCGUGGUGACCUCCUUGAAGAAUGUCUUCAACAUCCUCAUUGUCUACAAGCUCUUCAUGUUCAUCUUUGCUGUCAUCGCAGUCCAGCUCUUCAAGGGAAAGUUCUUUUAUUGCACGGACAGUUCCAAGGACACAGAGAAGGAGUGCAUAGGCAACUACGUAGAUCAUGAGAAAAAUAAGAUGGAGGUGAAGGGCCGGGAAUGGAAGCGCCACGAAUUCCACUAUGACAACAUCAUCUGGGCCCUGCUGACCCUCUUCACCGUCUCCACGGGGGAAGGAUGGCCUCAAGUUCUGCAGCACUCCGUAGAUGUGACGGAGGAAGACCGAGGCCCGAGCCGCAGCAACCGCAUGGAGAUGUCCAUCUUUUAUGUGGUCUACUUUGUGGUCUUCCCUUUCUUCUUUGUCAAUAUCUUUGUGGCUCUCAUCAUCAUCACCUUCCAGGAGCAAGGGGAUAAGAUGAUGGAGGAGUGCAGCCUGGAGAAGAACGAGAGGGCGUGCAUCGACUUCGCCAUCAGUGCCAAACCUCUCACCCGCUACAUGCCGCAGAACAGGCACACCUUCCAGUACCGCGUGUGGCACUUUGUGGUGUCUCCGUCCUUCGAGUACACCAUUAUGGCCAUGAUCGCUUUGAACACUGUCGUGCUGAUGAUGAAGUAUUACUCUGCUCCUUGUACCUAUGAGCUGGCCCUGAAGUACCUGAAUAUUGCCUUCACCAUGGUGUUUUCCCUGGAAUGCGUCCUGAAGGUCAUUGCUUUUGGCUUUUUGAACUAUUUCCGAGACACCUGGAAUAUCUUCGACUUCAUCACCGUGAUUGGCAGUAUCACAGAAAUUAUCCUGACAGACAGCAAGCUGGUGAACACCAGUGGCUUCAAUAUGAGUUUUCUGAAGCUCUUCCGAGCAGCUCGCCUCAUAAAGCUCCUGCGUCAGGGCUAUACCAUACGCAUUUUGCUGUGGACCUUUGUGCAGUCCUUUAAGGCCCUCCCUUAUGUCUGCCUUUUAAUUGCUAUGCUUUUCUUCAUUUAUGCCAUCAUUGGGAUGCAGGUAUUUGGAAACAUAAAAUUAGAUGAGGAGAGUCACAUCAACCGGCACAACAACUUCCGGAGUUUCUUUGGGUCCCUAAUGCUACUGUUCAGGAGCGCCACAGGUGAGGCCUGGCAGGAGAUCAUGCUGUCCUGCCUUGGGGAGAAGGGCUGUGAGCCUGACACCACCGCACCAUCAGGGCAGAACGAGAACGAGCGCUGUGGCACCGAUCUGGCCUACGUGUACUUUGUCUCCUUCAUCUUCUUCUGCUCCUUCUUGAUGCUCAACCUAUUCGUGGCCGUCAUCAUGGACAACUUUGAGUACCUGACUCGGGACUCCUCCAUCCUGGGGCCUCACCACUUGGAUGAGUUCGUCCGCGUCUGGGCAGAAUAUGACCGAGCAGCAUGUGGCCGCAUCCAUUACACUGAGAUGUAUGAAAUGCUGACUCUCAUGUCACCUCCGCUAGGCCUCGGCAAGAGAUGUCCCUCCAAAGUGGCAUAUAAGAGGCUGGUCCUGAUGAACAUGCCAGUAGCUGAGGACAUGACAGUUCACUUCACCUCCACGCUUAUGGCUCUGAUCCGGACAGCUCUGGACAUUAAAAUUGCCAAAGGUGGUGCAGAUAGGCAGCAGCUAGACUCAGAGCUACAGAAGGAGACCCUAGCCAUCUGGCCUCACCUAUCCCAGAAGAUGCUGGAUCUGCUUGUGCCCAUGCCCAAAGCCUCUGACCUGACUGUGGGCAAAAUCUAUGCAGCAAUGAUGAUCAUGGACUACUAUAAGCAGAGUAAGGUGAAGAAGCAGAGGCAGCAGCUGGAGGAACAGAAAAAUGCCCCCAUGUUCCAGCGCAUGGAGCCCUCAUCUCUGCCUCAGGAGAUUAUUGCUAAUGCCAAAGCCCUGCCUUACCUCCAGCAGGACACCGUUUCAGGCCUGAGUGGCAGGACUGGAUAUCCUUCGAUGAGUCCACUUUCUCCCCAGGAGAUAUUCCAGUUGGCUUGUAUGGACCCUGCCGAUGAUGGACAGUUCCAGGAACAGCAGUCUCUGGAGCCAGAGGUUAGUGAAUUUAAAAGCGUGCAGCCCGCUAACCAUGGCAUCUACCUUCCUUCGGACACCCAGGAGCAUGCGGGAUCUGGGAGGGCGUCUUCUAUGCCACGUCUGACUGUGGAUCCCCAGGUGGUGACAGACCCUAGCUCCAUGAGACGUUCCUUUUCCACUAUUCGGGAUAAGCGUUCAAAUUCCUCGUGGUUGGAGGAAUUCUCCAUGGAGCGAAGCAGUGAAAAUACCUACAAGUCCCGUCGCCGGAGUUACCACUCCUCCCUGCGGCUGUCAGCCCACCGCCUGAACUCUGAUUCAGGCCAUAAGUCUGACACUCACCGCUCAGGGGGCAGGGAGAGGGGACGAUCAAAAGAGCGAAAGCAUCUUCUUUCUCCUGAUGUCUCCCGCUGCAAUUCAGAGGAGCGAGGGACCCAGGCUGACUGGGAGUCCCCAGAGCGCCGUCAAUCCAGGUCACCCAGUGAGGGCAGGUCACAGACGCCCAACCAACAGGGCACAGGUUCCCUAAGUGAGAGCUCCAUCCCCUCUGUCUCUGACACCAGCACUCCAAGAAGAAGUCGCAGGCAGCUCCCGCCCGUCCCACCAAAGCCCCGGCCCCUCCUUUCCUACAGCUCCCUGAUUCGACAUGCGGGCAGCAUCUCUCCGCCUGCUGAUGGAAGCCAGGAGGGCUCCCCGCUGACCUCCCAAGCCCUGGAGAGCAACAACGCUUGCCUGACCGAGUCUUCUAACUCCCCGCACCCCCAGCAGGGCCAACACAUCUCCCCACAGCGCUACAUCUCUGAGCCCUACUUGGCCCAGCAUGAAGACUCCCACGCUUCAGACUGUGGCGAGGAGGAGACGCUCACUUUCGAAGCAGCUGUGGCUACUAGCCUGGGCCGUUCCAACACCAUCGGCUCUGCCCCACCCCUGCGGCACAGCUGGCAGAUGCCCAACGGGCACUAUCGGCGGCGGAGGCGCGGGGGGCCUGGGUCAGGCAUGAUGUGUGGGGCUGUCAACAACCUGCUGAGUGACACGGAAGAAGACGACAAAUGCUAGAGGCUGCUCCCCCCUCCGAUGCAUGCUCUUCUGUCACAUGGAGGAAACCAAGACAGAAUUGGGAAGCCAGUGCAGCCCGGGGGGGAGGAAGAGGGAAAAGGAAGAUGGAAGGACACCAUACAUUAUCAGAGAAGAGGAAGUAAAGAACAAUCGGAACACCAGUCAAACCCACCAACUUGCUUUGUUCCCCUUUGCAAGAUGGGCACUGCCAUAGUUCUGCCUCUUUGCUGGGGAAAGAAAACACAGGAAUGUGGAGGGUUAUUCCUGUGGGGGAAAGACAGGAGGAUGGCUUUGCUUCCCUUUGCCCCUUCCCACUCUUCUAAAAGCCGUGGAGGGAUCUAGCUGGCCUACGUCUACACUCAGUGCCCUGAGAAGCCCGGAAGACUUUCUGGCUCUUAAGUGGGGAGUAGUGGAGACCAUAGGAGAGGGCUCUCCUCCCUCACCAGCUCUUACGCCUCACCCAGUACCACUGCCACCGGGGCAAUGGCAGCAGCAUCUCAUGCAUUACCCUGUGGCUUGCUUCUGCCAGGGCGGCACAGGCUAAGUCAGGAACAACGGAUGCCAGGGAGGGAGGAGAAAGCCGAAGCGAAAAGGGUCAGGGUGCUGAGGCAACAGCAGCAAGGGCUGGUCUGGGUGAGAAAAGCCAUAGCCUGGCAGCCCCUACCGUGAGGGAGACGGUCAGAGAAACAGAACGGGUGGCGCGGGCGGUGUAGCCCCAUCCUGAGGCCUGUCACCCACACAGCAAGGGCUGAGUAUCAGGACAGGUCAGGAAGUCCCCCAGGGUCCACAAGGUGCCUGAGGCUCUGGUAAGGGUGAAGGUAAAAGUAUUGAACAACCGCUCUGGCAUCAGUGGAAGUAGAGUUUGGUCCUAGCGCUGGAUCCCAUGCUGGUCAGCAGGGAACCCUGGGGUGGGGGUAGAGUAGCAGGGGCCACCUAAGGGACUCAAAACAGAGUCUGUUUUCCAACCAGUAUAGAAGCAAUCAAAUAUGUGUAACUGUGCUACAGCCACACCAGCACAUCGUGGCUGAACAUCAGCCCGCUCUGGUCCAUGAGGCAGCAAGGCCAGUGCUGUAAGGCCAAGUGAAAAGGUCUAGCCUUUCCUGCCACUCCCCCGAGAGGGGAGAACACACAUAUCCAAGUAGGCUAUCCACCACUGGGUGGGGACUUCUGUAAAGAUGGGAAAGGCUGAUAGACUGAAAUAAGCUUCUGUGAAAUUCUGGAAUUACUGAGGACCUCCCUUGAGGAGGGACCAUUGGGACCGAAACUUCUGCAGCUGGUGUGGGGUUCAGGUCAUUUCGUCAGGAUGCUUUAAGGUGAUUAGUAAAUAUACCUCAGCUUAGACCUGGGCUGCUGCUCCAGUGGGGCCUCAUCACGCAGUAGGACAAGACUGGGGCCCUGGUCACCUUGAAUAUUCCCCUGAGCCAAAAAGGGACUUCACCCCUCCCCAGAGUAAGAGCUGGAGCAGACAGUCCCACCCUGUCAUUCCUAACUGCCCAAACGCAGAAGCACUGAGCAAGAGAGCCCUUUCUUGCCAAGCCAGUGCUCUUGUGGCAUGUCCCCUCCAAUGGAGCUAUAUGCCAUAUAUCACUGGCUUUAAGUGGUGGAAAUGUACCUUCCCCUUAAGUCCUUUGUUAGUGCCAUCACAGCAGGUGAACGGGUGCCCGACAGGGCCCUCCUUUCCCCACCAGGACAGUUGGAGCCUCCCACCCAGGAUCCUGAGGACCCCUGCACUGAGCACUCAGUGGAUAAACACCCCUCCAGCCCAGACACAAUCCUCCUGUCGGGCAGGAGCAAUCCAGAGCUGUUAUUUUUCUUGUAAGGAGCCUAUUUUUCCCUAUUUUUUAAUUGAAAUAUAAAUAAGGCAUAGCUGCAUCAACCCUGAAAAGCCAAAUUCAACCACAUGGCUGGAAAAUUUGUCAUGGCCCUGCCUUCUCUUACAAAAUUGAUGGAGCUUCAUGACCCACAGUCCGUCCCCAAACCAAAGCUGUCCCAACACAGGAGGCCAAGGAGGCAGAGACCAAGCUCUCCCACCCUCAAACCCUCUUUCAUCUUCAUUUUCCUCUCCUACUUAGCACCUGCGUGCUUGAGGGUGGCUGGGAAUGCGACAUACGACACCCUGAUCCUAAUAGGUGUGAUCCUUACCUAACACCGACGCUGGGCCUUGUAUUGUUUUUCAAGUUUCCUCUGCUCAGCGUCAUUUCAUGCCAAAGUGCUGCUAUGGGCUGCUUUGUGUGCACAGAAUUGCUUUUCCCACCUUGGAAAUGCACCUUUCCCUAGGGGAAGGCCUACAACAGGACUGACCAUUCUGAGCCCGUGAGUCUAUCGCAUGGUGUUUUGAGAAAGGGAAGUGUAGUGUGUACCUUGUGCCAUUUCAACAGUAGGAGAAAUGUAGGCUGGCAGAGCAGUUCCCAGAAAUGGAAUUUGCCUGCAAAUAGUAUAAACACUAAAUUUACUGUGCCAGGAAACCUUCCUGAACUCCUUGAACUCAUACACACAAGUAUUUGAGUCCUCAAUAAAGUGUUGGAAAGCACUGCAGAUGCGGUCACCUGACUGACCACCUGCUUUUUCUUUUGCCAGUGGAUUUCUUUUAUGCACCUUCCCUUGACCAAGAAAUUGGGUUUCUUUCCCCUUACCCUGCACUUACUCUUCUAUUAAGACCAGAAAAUAAAAUAAUUUUCUGUUGAGUCACAAACUCAUUUUCAUCAUCUCGUUUGCUUUUCUGCUGCCUCUGAACAAAGCGAAUGCCAGCUUUCCCUUGCUAGAGUCAGAAUCUGCCUCUUCUCUUUCCCUUGAAAAGAGGCUCUCUAGACCCCAAAACCUAUUCUUUUCUCUGGUUAAAAAUCACAGCAGUAUCUUGAGAAGCUCCAUGCAAAAAAAGACUACAACCAGCGUUACCACAAGAUCAAAUUUGGGCACUGGCGGUCCCCUCAGAAGACUCGAGUCAUAUGUUUAGUUUCUCUCGCUAAUGAUGUAUUCACCCUCUCCUCAAAGAGUGAAGACAAGAGGAAGGUAGGAGGAGGAGGAAAGAAAACCAAGGCAGAGGGAUGUUCGAAAUAGGUUUGCAUUUAGAUGCUCCUCUUUUCACCUGAGGCUCCAGACAGACUGCAGGUAGGGAAUGCAUGUCUGUCUCUUUCUCUGGCUCCCCAUCUCCUAGAGGACAGAGUGCCAGUGACCAUUGGACAGGGGUAGGGCUCCAGCCAAGGUGCCCCUGAGCCAGGGUCAGCAUAGAAUUUCUGGCCCCGUGAAGGGCUCACCCCCUCUAGCAUCCCAUUGGCUCCACCUGAGUCAUGAACACAAUUAUCCGUGGGGGUCUGUGCUGCUCUUCUAGCUAAAGAACCUUUUCUUAUUCUGGGCUUCACUUGUAGUCCCUACUUAGCGUCUCUGUAGGGCACUGAGAUCACCAAGACCAUUGCCCAGAAACUGAACUCCAGAUGUUCUAGAUUUUGACUUGGGGGCCACAAAGAGAAGACCCCAUAAUCCGCCUCUCAGCCAGUAUGUCCCUUCCCUGCACAGACUCCUGCCACCCCCAUAGAGCCUAUGCGGUGAGCAUGAGGGUCUUCUUACCUCUGUUCUCCCAUCCCAGCCUCUGUUUUGCUGCACGUUAGCACUGAUCCAACUCCUGAGAUGGUUAAUUCUACGCAACCCAAGCUUACUUGCUUGCCUGACUGACUCUACCACUCUCGGCUAUUGCGGAAUGUUGCGUUCUAAUGAAAUAAGGUUUGGAACUUACCUGGUGCUCUUCGCAAGAUGACUGAAACAAGACGUAGGGUGUCGGGGUGGACACAAGGCCCACUCUGGAUGAAAGCUCACUCCAGGGCAAGGAGGUCUCUCCUGGCAUAAUGGAACAAAAAUAUCAAUUUUGAUUUUUAAAAAUUUUUCAUUACAUCCUAUUUCUCAAGCCUUCUGGAUGUUUCAUUCUUGGACAGAGUGUUUCUUCAGUGGGUGGGGCCAAGGACAGGUUGAGAGAUUGAUAGCUCACUUAUAAGAUAUAAAUAUUACGAGGUUGUAUGCAAAGAAAGGGCAAACGUCUAGCAGAAGGGGAGCAGACAGCUACCUUUCAGGGAUUUUGAGACUUGAAGGUUAAGGAAUUUUUACUGCUAUUUUUGUUCAUUCGUUUCAUGUCUGUUAUGUUUUGAGACCCUCAGAGACCUAGGGCUAGUGUGGCCAAGAAUCCUGGUGAGAGGCAUUUGCAUGCCUUGGGGUGAACUCUUCCCCUCUAGCUCUGUCACCCAGCUUGCAAGUCCUUCCCUCACAGAUCCCAGAGCAAUGGGCACUGUCCAGGAGGUGCAGGAGAGGACCUUAUGACACUGGAAAGAAGGAAGAUGUAGGUCCCUUGCAAGUGGCCAGAAAGGGCAUGAUGGUUUGACUCCAGAAAGAGUCUCUAUAGAAUCAGGUUCAGGUUCGAAUAAUUUUUCUUUAAAAUAUUUUCACACUGAGACUUUCAUUUAAAAAAAUCGAAACAAAAUUAACUCAGGGCUUAUGACUUCUUAACCUUUGUGUGAAGGUGGUGGAAGAGAUCCCACAUAAAUAAGCACUGCCUGGAGCAGCAGCUUUGCCUUCUUGUCUUUUGUUGUUUCUUCCCCGAACCACCCUGUACAUCACAGCCAGGUCUACCACAAAUAGAGCAGCAGCUGAUGGCUUCUCUGCUGUGUGUGGAGGGAGGGCUCGGCUGCAGAGCUGUGUUGUGUCAGCUGUCAGGUGCUACAGCCCACCCAGAGUACACAGAUAUAGCACUUUAAGGGACAAAGGAGGAAGAGCAGAAAGAACUCUCUUUGCUUUCCAGGGGCCAUCUUUUUCUUUCCUUAAAUCCUUUCUGCUUUAACCUUCUGAGGUUUAUGCAUUCCAGAGAGGUCACGCCAAGCCAAAGAGAACAAAUUCAUAGAUUGUCCCAACCUACCCAAAGGGCCUAAAAGCUUCUCUGAACAAAACGCAAGACAGCUGAGACGUAUGAACGGGGCUCACAGCAAAGUGUGAUCAAUGGCUGUUGAGGCUGGGGCACUCAGAAACUGCCCUUCUAUUUUUGUAGUUUUGCUUCCUUCUACCCACCCUCUCUCCCCAUGCUGUAAGUAGGGGAGUUAGUAUCUUGACCUUCUAAAUGCAAAAGGAGAUUUUAUAAUCAUCCAUGCUCCCUGUAAAUACAUUACUGAGGUUUGCGUUUUUAGUUUUGGAGGUAUGAAACAGUGGAGUAGACCAGGUCGAAAGAUGUGUGGGGACAUAUGUUUAUAUUUAUUUGUUUGGGGUUUUUUUGUUUGGUUGGUGUGGCUGGGUUUUUUGUAACAGACCUAUCCUGGACAAUGUUUUUGAAUCUGUUUCUCUUUAGCAAGUAAUUGCCAUUGAAUUUAGUGAUCUGAUAAUUGAGUCAAAAAUCUGAGGCUACAGUACCAUUUGUCUUUCCUCUCUGGCCUCCUUUUUGUCGUCUUUCUCCUUCUAAGUUGGACUCUGUCUUUUCCUAAGGACUUAAUAUAACACAGAUUAAUGAAAAACUGCCCUAAAACUUCAGUGAGAGCCAAGGAGAUGCAGAAUUUUUCCAGGACAUCUUGAACCAAUACAAAAUUUAUGUCUUGAUAAGAAAGUAAUUUUUAUGUAGUAAUCUGAUCAAUGAAAACUAUCGGAAGUCAAAAAUGAUAUUCCAGCUUUCUGUACUCAGACUCAUGCCUUCAGUAAGCAACACUUCACUUUCUUUCACGUCCUUUCAUUCAACUGGAAUAUGAAUGUUCAGCUGACUCGUGGUGUGAAGUGUCUGUUAAUAAUGCAUAAUUUAAAGCACGAAGUCUACACAAAUCAAUUUAGGAAAACCUUCACUCAUUAGAUUCCAUGAAGUACCUGUGAAAAUCUCAGCAUUGCUACAAGCAUUUAAUUUUUUUAAAAAGAAACUUCCUGUCUAAUGGAACCUGAACUGAGGAUUUGCUUUAAUUUCACUCUAUUCUUCCCAUGUUCCCUUAUUAUACGUUAUCUCUAAUUUAAAAAGAAUCUAUACUUUUUUUCAAUCCAAGAAGUUGAAUUUUCAUGGUCUAAGUUUCCUUGUGUCACCUUCACUUUGUGCAAAUUUAACCCAGUCAUAGAUCAAAUAACCACAAGCCAACACUUAGGAUCAUCUCCCAGAUAUAUUCUCCAACCCAGCACUGGAGAGCUGAAUGAAGCUUUUCUUUCUCUUUUUCUCCUACAAGUUUGUCAGAGAUAAGAAUGGAGUGCUGUCUACACUCUACAACCAGAUCCUAGAAUUCACACCAGGUUGUGCCGCUUCCUCUUUAGUCCACUCAAAGGAUGGCCCUCAAAAUGAAAAGGAAACCAUUCAAAUACGCCAAAUCUGAAUUUGACUUACUUGAUGACCCAAUAGUUUUCUUUCCAGCAUUCUGACUGUUUUAACAGCAAUGCCCUGUAUGGCACAGGAGCUACCACUUUAAAGCAAAUCUGUUAAACAUUUUAUAAGGGACGAGCAGGAAAAACACACUCCAAAAUUCUAAAGUGCCAUUCUCAAUUUUUAAAAAUAAAGGUAACAUGAACUGAGGGCUAAACGCUAUAACUACCAGUUAAGGUGGACCGUAGUUGUCGUCUUAGUUACAUUUGAUAUGGAGUUGUACAAUGUUAAGCAGAUCCCAGGGGAGUUAGUAAGAACAUAGGUAUUACGUUUUAAUGGCUACCAAUUGGGAUAGAUACUUAGCCUGCAGGCUGACCUUUAGUCACUGUUUUUCUAUCCUGGUGUUUUGUGAACAAGUCCAAAUUUAUACAAAGUCACCCUAAGUGCUGUAAUUGCAGAGGAACUUGCCUCUUGGUGAUAUUAGAGGGCAGUCCAACUCCACUCAAACUGAGUCCAAGAUUUGAAUUCACCCAGAAAAACAAAUGGAGGAGAAAAGCCUAAUGCACCAGAUGUGUUUGGCAUUUCAUAGCUGGGACAAUGGAGUAGAGAGUAGGAAGACAAGCUGUAGAGCAAAGGCAAAGUGAGGUAGAAAACGUCAGCAGGUCCCACAAGAGGACAGACUUUGAGAUGUGUAAACUUGGAUCCUCUUUUUCACUUAGGUUAUGGGUAAACUUCUCAGCACAAGAUGGGAUUCAGAGAACUUCUUUCUGUUAAACUCACCUAGGGUGGUGGAUUUCAAGGCCUCAGAGGAUUGAUAGGUUCCCAAAAUUCUCUUUCCAGACCUGGGAGAUGGAAAGAAAGAGGUUCUUGCUUUAAAGCGGCUUGAAGACAAUCUUUAUGACUUCAGCAACUCUUCAACAUAGUAGCACCAAUGAUGGAGAGAUUAUAUUAACUUCCUACUGGUGAGAACAACAUGGGAGGGGAGAAGGGCCAGUGAGUGAGACGGUGAUGAGCUUCAUCAGGAACAGAUUUCAGACUCUGCAGGGUGUACCGGUUCUAGCCUCAAAUAACAACAGUGCAAGGAGGUGGACUCUAGGGUCCACACCCUCUGUCCUUCAGGGCCCAUGAUCAGGCCAUUCCCUCUUUGUUUUGCUCCUAGAGGAUGAGCAUGUAAGAUGAGAUCAGGAGGGAAAUUGGGUGCUCUGCCUCAGGCUGUUAAAAUGCUGCUACCUGCAUUCUAAAAUGUGCAAGUCAUGCCCCACAAGACACCUCCUUAGGGGCAGCAUCCACUGUGGUGUGCCAGCCUGACACCCCUGCAGUCUCGGUGUUUGAAUGGCAGCUGAUGCUGGCCCACCCAGAGUAUCGGUGCAUCUCUCCUAAAGCCACAGUUCAGCACUGCAUGUUGACCAGGCGGAUAUCCUGUAAUAUAGAUGCUCGUUUGGAUCCAAAAGGAAAACCAUUAAAAAUAAAAGAAAGAUGAAAAACUUUAAUGUUUUUGGGGGGAUAAGAGAAAAGAAUCAAUAAAACCUUGUUGUAAAGAA
This is a messenger RNA of Callithrix jacchus (white-tufted-ear marmoset), 15756 nucleotides long. It is a transcript of the gene CACNA1E, whose product is annotated as calcium voltage-gated channel subunit alpha1 E. Gene Ontology annotation, cellular component: neuronal cell body; voltage-gated calcium channel complex; membrane. Lineage: Eukaryota; Metazoa; Chordata; Mammalia; Primates; Cebidae. The record is from RefSeq and is a predicted model, not a curated record. Gene Ontology annotation, biological process: chemical synaptic transmission; calcium ion import across plasma membrane. Gene Ontology annotation, molecular function: calcium ion binding; high voltage-gated calcium channel activity.